AUGGAUUCAGUGGCUCUGGCUUGCUGCACCGCGGCCCUCAUCAUUCUAUUCCUUCCUUUGAGUGCCUCCGACGACCGGCUUGUCCCUGGCAAGCCGCUGGCCCUUGGCAACACCAUCAUCUCUGAUGGCGGAGCGUUCGCCUUAGGCUUCUUCAACCCCUCCAACUCCACUCCAGCCAAGCUGUACCUUGGCAUAUGGUACAACAAUAUCCCUGAGCUCACAGUUGUGUGGGUUGCCAACCGUGAAACCCCAAUCUCCAAUAACACUUCCUCUGCACCGAUGCUCUCCCUCACCAACACCUCCAAUCUCAUUAUCUCCGAAGAUAAUAGUGGCGACCGUGUCCUUUGGACAACGGCCAACAUAACCACUACCAUUGGCUCGUCUACCCCAACAGCGGUGCUUCUGAACACUGGCAACUUCGUCAUCCGAUCGGCAAACGGUACCACGCUGUGGCAGAGCUUCGACCACCCCACGGACACGCUCCUCCCUGGGAUGAAGAUGCGGAUCAAAUACAGCUCGCGUGACACUCGCGAUCAUCUGGUAUCCUGGAAGGGCCCCGGCGACCCUUCUCCAGGACGCUUCUCCUUAGGUGGCGACCUGGACACACCCCUCCAAAUAUUUCUGAGGGACGGGCAGAGCUUGGUGACCCGUAGCAACCCAUGGACGGGGAUCCAAGUGUUUAGCUUUAGCCAACAACAGCUGGUAGGGGCCAUGAACGUUAGUGAUGUUCUCAUCUACAUGGCCAUCAUCGGCAACGGCGAUGACAUCUAUGUCACAUAUAGCCUCUCUGAUGGCGCCCCACCCACAAGGACAGUGUUGACCUAUUCUGGUCAGUAUCACAUUGCGAUCUGGAGUAGCAGGUUGUCGGUGUGGGUUGUCGUUUCGAUGUGGUCUGCUGAAUGCAAUCGCUAUGGUCAUUGUGGCCCAUAUGGCUACUGCGACGAGACAGUCGUGCCUAUCCCAACUUGCAAGUGCCUAGAUGGCUUCGAGCCAGCAAACAAGGAGGAGUGGACUAGUGGCAAGUUCUUGGCGGGGUGCCGGCGGAAGGAGCUGUUGCACGGGUGCACAAGUAAUUACUUGGCCAUGUUGGGGAUGAAGUCUCCAGAUAAAUUUGCGCUUGUCGGAGGGGGCAGAAGUACGUCUGAGGAGUGUUUGGCGGAGUGCAACCGCAACUGCUCCUGUGUGGGGUAUGUGCAUCGCAACGUCAGCAGUGGCAGUUUCGGAGGAGCCGCGACAAUGUGCUUGUUAUGGGCUGGGGAUUUGAUUGACACUGGAAAAUUACGCGAGCCUGGUGGAGAGACGCUCUAUCUACGACUAGCAGGUAAAAGGCGAAAAAGUAAUGCAGUUAGGAUUAUGCUGCCAGUUCUAAUCAGUAGUUUUUUCGCAGUCAUAUGCAUCUCUCUUGCAUGGUUAAAGUGCAAAGGCAAGAACAAAAAUUGCAGAAGGCACAAGAAUAUAAGAUUGGAUGGUAUGAGUACCUCCGAAGAACUUGGUAGAGAUGAGGCUCCUCAUGAUCAAGAUUUUCCAUUCGUAAGAUUAGAGGAAAUUUUUCUUGUGACCCACAAUUUCUCUGAAGCAUGUAAGAUUGGACAAGGAGGAUUUGGCAAAGUAUACAAGGGACUAUUAGGUGGUCAAGAAGUCGCAAUCAAGAGGCUAAGUAGAGAUUCUCAACAAGGAACAAAAGAAUUCAGGAACGAAGUAAUUCUAAUUGCAAAAUUGCAACAUAGAAACUUGGUUCGACUUCUUGGGUGUUGUGAUGAAGGAGGUGAAAAGCUCUUGAUAUAUGAGUAUCUUCCUAACAAGAGCUUGGAUGCUACCCUUUUUGAUGACUCAAGAAAAUUGUUGUUGGAUUGGGAAAAACGGUUUAGUAUAAUCAAAGGGGUUGCAAGGGGGCUUCUAUAUCUUCAUGAAGAUUCAAGGUUCACCAUAAUUCAUAGGGACCUAAAAGCUGGAAAUGUUUUGCUAGAUGCAUACAUGAAACCCAAGAUAGCUGACUUUGGUAUGGCAAGGAUCAUUGGUGAUAACCAGCAAAAUGAAAAUACCCAACGUGUAGUUGGAACAUAUGGCUACAUGGCUCCUGAGUAUGCAAUGCAAGGUUUCUUCUCUACCAAGUCCGAUGUCUACAGCUUUGGCGUAUUAAUACUGGAGAUUGUAACUGGUAUAAGGAGAAACUCCAAUAGCCAAACCAUGGGAUUCCCUAGCCUCACAGUAUAUUCAUGGAAUAUGUGGAAUGAAGAAGAGACCGAGGAACUUCCUGACUCAUCUAUCAUAAAUGCUUCACCAGAAGAAGUUUUGAUUUGUGUCCAUCUAGCACUCUUGUGUGUCCAGGAGAACCCAGACGACAGGCCACUCAUGUCAUCGGUUGUGUUCGUCCUAGAGAAUGGAAGCACCACACUUACAACCCCCAAUCGCCCUGCCUACUUCGCACGGCGGAAUGUUGAAGUGGAUGAGUUAAGAAAAGAUAUUCACACUUCCAUGAAUAAUUUGACUCAUACCGAGAUAGAGGGGCGGUGAUUUUUUUUAAUUAUUUAGAUUUCUGUGCACAUAACAUCGUUGUAAAUCCUGUGGCUCACAAAAUAGUGACAGCAUUUUCUA
Messenger RNA from Triticum urartu, 2595 nucleotides. Its product is annotated as G-type lectin S-receptor-like serine/threonine-protein kinase At1g11300. Gene Ontology annotation, cellular component: plasma membrane. Lineage: Eukaryota; Viridiplantae; Streptophyta; Magnoliopsida; Poales; Poaceae. Gene Ontology annotation, molecular function: ATP binding; protein serine/threonine kinase activity. The record is from RefSeq and is a predicted model, not a curated record. Gene Ontology annotation, biological process: protein phosphorylation; recognition of pollen.